Molecule: messenger RNA, 1038 nt
Organism: Ostrinia furnacalis (Asian corn borer)
Lineage: Eukaryota; Metazoa; Arthropoda; Insecta; Lepidoptera; Crambidae
Product: zinc metalloproteinase nas-13-like
Exons: 6
Coding region: 22-843 (273 amino acids)
Biological process (GO): proteolysis
Molecular function (GO): zinc ion binding; metalloendopeptidase activity
Source: RefSeq, a predicted model, not a curated record
GAAAACCCACCAAACGUCACAAUGAUCAGGCUCCUUGCUCUGUCUUGCUUGCUGACGCUGGUGGCUGCUGGCCCCAGGUUUAUGAAGACCAGGGCUGAGAUUGAGGAGUAUAAGACGCUCCUGGAGAAGACUAGAGAAGACGAUGGCCUUACUCUCGAGGAGCGCAUGGAAGCGCAUCCCCAAUCGAAUGCCUGGGAGAACAGUGGCAAGUUCCAGGGUGACAUCUACCUGGAUGACGACAUCAUUGAGGACCUGGUGGACAGCUAUGCCACAGGAGAUGAGGAGGGCCGCAUGGCGUUCACCAGACCCAACAGCCGUUGGCCGAGCAACACCGUCGUGUAUGAGUUUGGACACAACGAGUUUACCUUGGAUCAACAAAGAUGGAUCCUAACCACCAUCGACACACUCCAGCAAAGAACCUGCGUCCGAUUUCGCGUCAGGACCGCUGCUGACCGCAACUUCGUCAGGCUGACCGGAAGGCCAACUGGUUGCUAUGCCAGCGUCGGCUUCGACCAGAACAGGGGCAUUCACACGAUGAAUGUGGCACGUGACCAGCCUGGCCAGGGCUGCUUGAACUGGGUCGUCAUCGUCCACGAGUGGUACCACUUGCUUGGAUUCUUCCACAUGCAGUCCACCUACAAUAGGGACGAGUACGUCCGGAUCCACUGGGAGAACAUCGAGAGAGGGUACGCCUUUGCCUUCGACCGUUAUGAUAACAGCAUCGUCUCCAACUUGGGACUUCCUUACGAAUACAGCAGCUGCAUGCACUACGGGGAACCCACUUCUUCAGUGCCAAUGGGCGCCCCACUAUUUCCACCACCAGGCACUAUGGAGGAGUAUUAGGCCAGAACUCAGUCAUCACUGGCUUCGACAUCUGGCGCCUGCAACGCCACUACAACUGUCCCGGAGCUUGGAGCGCCGCCGCCGAGAUGAAGGCACGGACCACCAACUACGCGAUGGAAGAUGGAAAAGUGGUGGAGGUGCCUGCUGACAACAAGUUCGCUGAUGAAUACGAGCUGAUCGAAGAGAAUGAGGAAG